Messenger RNA from Corylus avellana, 1670 nucleotides. It is a transcript of the gene EXL5, whose product is annotated as EXORDIUM like 5. NCBI's taxonomy places the organism in Eukaryota, Viridiplantae, Streptophyta, Magnoliopsida, Fagales, Betulaceae. The record is from RefSeq and is a predicted model, not a curated record.
CAUUCCCAUGGCUAAAGUCUGAUUCCCUUCCCCAGUUCCCCCUGUUCUUUCUCCAAAACAAACAGAAGAGAGAGAGAAAGAGAGAAAUCAAAAAGUUAAAGAGUUAUGAAAGACUAAAAAAGAGUGCCCACAUCUUGCAGCUGGCACCAGCCCAUUUCCCUCCCAACCCCACUCUCCAUCCAUCACAAUUCACACACACACACAGAGACACACCCUAUUUAUAUACCCCCCUCUCCGCUCUCUCUCUCUCACUCACCGCCACCACCACCACAGCUGAAAAUGUCGCCGCCGCCGCAUUUUGUCUUUGUUUCAGUUUUCUUGUUCAUUUUCUUCCUCCACCACUCCGCCACCACCACCAUUGCCUCUUCUUCUUCUUCACAGACGCUAAACACGCACACGGAGUCCUUUAUCAACCCAAAACUCCCACCCAGAACGCUCUCGUCCUCGAAGAAGUUCGAGGGGUCUUCCAAUCUAGUCCACCUCCGGUACCAUAUGGGUCCGGUGCUGUCCUCCUCCCCGGUCAAUAUCUACCUCGUCUGGUACGGCCUCUGGAACAAACCCCAGAAGCAACUAAUCAAAAACUUCCUCCUCUCACUCUCUCCCUCCACGCCCCCCACCCCAUCACCCUCCGUCUCCGACUGGUGGCGUACAAUCUCCCUCUACAACGACCAGACCGGAGCCAAUGUCUCCCGGAAAGUCCUCAUCGCCGGGGAGUACUCCGACCUCAAACACUCCCACGGAACCCAGCUGACCCGCCUUGACAUCCAACAAGUCAUCGCCACCGCCGUCAAGUCGGCGCCCUUCCCCGUCGACCACCGCAACGGGAUCUACCUCGUGCUGACCUCCCAGGACGUGGUAGUCCAGGACUUCUGCCGAGCCGUCUGCGGCUUCCACUACUUCACCUUCCCGUCCAUGGUUGGCUACACGAUCCCCUACGCCUGGAUCGGCAACUCCGCCAAGCAAUGCCCGGAGGUCUGCGCCUACCCGUUCGCUAUACCCGGCUACAUGGCCGGCGGUGGCCCCGGGGCUCUUCUGCCGCCUAACAGGGACAUCGGAGUGGACGGUAUGAUCAGCGUGAUCGCGCACGAGCUGGCGGAGAUGGCGACGAACCCGCUGGUGAACGCGUGGUAUGCCGGGGAGGACCCAACUGCUCCGACGGAGAUUGGGGACUUGUGCGAGGGGUUGUACGGGACGGGCGGCGGAGGUGGGUAUAUUGGGCAGGUGAUGAGGGAUAGGGGUGGCAGGACUUAUAAUCUGAAUGGGAAGUGGGGAACAAGGUUCCUUGUGCAGUGGAUCUGGAGCCCUGUCUUGCAGGCUUGUGCUGGUCCUAAUGCUUUGGACUAAGCUCGUUGGGCCUUUCUUUUUCUUUUUCUUUUUUUUUGGAAGGAUUUAUUUAUACAGGGUUGGAAGCUGAUGAGCUAUGCUUUAGCUUAUCUUUAGCUUAUCUUUUUUCUUUUUCUUCUUCAUAUUUUGAUGGGUAAUUUAGAUGUACAACCAUAGAAGGAUGAUGGCAUCGUUGGUGGCGGCAGCGGCGGCGGUUUUACAGAUUAUAUGGUGGUGGUGGUGGGAGAGGUUUUAGAUCUCAGAUUAAUUAUAAAGUAAUAGUAUUAUAUAUGUGUCUUUAUUGAUGUUUUCAUUUGAGAAAAUUCAACUGAAUUCAUGUUGAUGAA